AUGGCAAUGGCAAGAUAUCAACCACCCAGUACCAGUUUCAUUCACCUCUGGCCACUCAUCUUGUUCAUUGCCAUCAUCAUUCCCUCCAAAGGGGUCCUCAAUAGCACGGAGCUUCUCAAGCAGGUGUGCAACCAGACGUCCAACAACGCAUUUUGUGUUACGACUCUAACUGCAGACCCAAAUGCAGGUGGCCCGCAUGCCCUUGCCGGCGACCUCGCUAAUGCUGCUUUACGGUUAGCUCAAACCAAGGCCACCCACGCAAAAUCCCUCAUAGCUCUCCUCCUUCAAAAUGCCACCAACUCUUUGGACCGCAACAGCCUCCAAAUAUGUCAAAGCAGCAACAACAAGGCCUUGUCACAACUUUCGUCGGCUAACAAUGACUUCAACCCGGACUCACUCGACUCUGUGGUGGAACUGAUGAAUGGUGCUGCCGAUAUUACAAAAGCUUGCUUGAAUGAGAUCCAAGGCAGAGGCGACCACUUUUCACUUCUGGCCACCGUUAAUGCUGAUUUGAUCAAACUUUGUGAAAUCUGUAUUGUAUCCACUAGAAGAUUUGUACUAAAUGACUUUUGGCUAUGUUAG
This is a messenger RNA of Hibiscus syriacus, 582 nucleotides long. RefSeq lists its product as uncharacterized. Gene Ontology annotation, molecular function: pectinesterase inhibitor activity. The record is from RefSeq and is a predicted model, not a curated record. Gene Ontology annotation, biological process: negative regulation of catalytic activity. The transcript has a single exon. The coding region runs from base 1 to 582 and encodes 193 amino acids. NCBI's taxonomy places the organism in Eukaryota, Viridiplantae, Streptophyta, Magnoliopsida, Malvales, Malvaceae.